AUGUCCCUCGCCGCAGCAGUCUCGGCGGCGCUGCGCCCGCAGAGCUGGCCGACCAGCGUCUGGGUCCUCCUGCUGACGGGCCUGGCCUACGCCGUCGGCUCCCUCGCCUGGCGGCCCUCGUUCCCGCGCAACGCGCCGCGCCUGCUCAAGGGGUACCCCGUGCUCGGCACGCCGCGCUUCUUUUCGGAACGGGGCAACUUCCUGAGCGAGGGCCGCCGGUUCGCCGCGUCGGGCAACUGGAGCUUCUACUUUGGCAAGAUGCGCAUCGUCGGGUUGUCCGGGGACGAGGGGCGGCGUCUGUUUUUCGAGAGCCGGGAUCUGGAUUUCACAAAAGGACUGAACUUCUUCAACCGCAGAUACGGCGCGCUCUUCAACGCCACCCCGCGAAUCGACGUUUCCAAGGACCGAUCCUCUGGAGACGAUUUCGGCGCAAAGUUCAACUGGAACCUCGUGAAGCUCCUUCGCCGGGACGUCCUGUCGAGCCGCCUCCCGCUCCUUAUCAACGACACGCGCAAGUCAAUGGACGCCAUCGCCGCGCGCGUCGACCCGGCCUCCGGGUUCGGCACGAGCGACCCCUUUGAUGACAUGUACCAGCUCGUGUUCCAGCUGACGAUGCGCAUGGUCGGCUGCGACGAGAUCGCCGAGGACCCGGCGCUGAUGGUCCGCGUGCUGCGCAUCUACGAGUCCAUCGACGCCGCGUCGACGGCGACCAAGAUCAUGUUCCCGUGGAUGCCGACGGUGGGCCACCUGCGCCGCGUCUACAGCGGCGCCAAGAUGUACAUGCUGCUCGAAGGGUUCAUCAAGCAGCGCAAGGAGCGCGGCGUCGGCAACGACGACGCGCUGCAGUUCCUCAUCGACAACGGCGACAGCACGGCCGAGAUGGUGGCCUUCAUGGUCGGCGCGCUGUUCGCCGGGCUGAUCAACAGCGGCAUCAACGCGGCGUACCUGCUGUGCUUCCUCGCGGCGGACGAGCGGUGGUACGCGGCGAUGCGGGACGAGGUCGACGGGGCGAUCGCGCGGCGGCGGCGGUCGGAGGCGCAGACGCCCGAGGAGAUCCUGGCAGGCAUGAGCAUGGACGAGUGGGAGGCCGAGUUCCCGCUCAUCGACGUCGGGCUGAAGGAGACGAUCCGGCUCACCAUCACCGGGUGCGGGUUCCGCUACAACGCGAGCGGCCGGGACGUGGCGAUCGGGGCCAGCGGCGAGGUCGUGCCGGCCGACGCUUAUGCGGUGUACCACUUCGACACGACGCACAUGAGCCCGGACUUCUUCCCGGACCCGCUGCGGUGGGAUCCCGGGCGGUAUCUGCCGGGCCGGGAAGAGGACAAGAAGGACCCGCACGCGUUCAUCGGCUGGGGGACGGGACGGCAUCCGUGCCUGGGUACGAGGUUUGCGAAACUUGAAAUGGCCAUCACGACGGCCCUGUUCAUCGCGCGGUUCGAUUUCCGCCUCGUGGACGCCGAAGGGAAGAAAAUGAAAAAGGUGCCGGAGAACUCGGUCGACAGGAAUGCUCACUCGGCGUCGAAGCCGCGGGAGAAGAUGUUUUUGCGGUUCAAGCCGAGGACCUAA
Messenger RNA from Colletotrichum higginsianum IMI 349063, 1566 nucleotides. RefSeq names its product cytochrome P450 6A1. The coding region runs from base 1 to 1566 and encodes 521 amino acids. The transcript has 3 exons. Lineage: Eukaryota; Fungi; Ascomycota; Sordariomycetes; Glomerellales; Glomerellaceae. The record is from RefSeq and is a predicted model, not a curated record. Gene Ontology annotation, molecular function: monooxygenase activity; oxidoreductase activity, acting on paired donors, with incorporation or reduction of molecular oxygen; iron ion binding.